Stegodyphus dumicola is the source of this 6833-nucleotide messenger RNA. RefSeq lists its product as uncharacterized. Gene Ontology annotation, molecular function: protein binding. The record is from RefSeq and is a predicted model, not a curated record. NCBI's taxonomy places the organism in Eukaryota, Metazoa, Arthropoda, Arachnida, Araneae, Eresidae.
UGUGUUUAAAUGCCAUGUUAGUUUAUGUGGGAAGUCGUUUCGCGAAGGAAAUGUACAAAUUGAAUUUAAAGGAUCAGAUUUAUAUUCGUGAUACGUUAUCGUAAUUUUGAAACUUAGAUUAAUUGGCGAAUCAAAAUGCGAACUUUGAUCCUGAAAUUUCUGUCAUUUGAUUAUCAAGACAAGCAAUGCAGCUCUGUAGAAGCGUAAAAUGGCGAGUGUGCAAAGAGAUCACUGGUCUCACGUGUGGUUGCAGUGCCUGUUACUUAGUCUGCUACUUUGCAGGAAUGUUGUGUUACCAGACACCAAUAAAUAUUAUAAAAUGUCUGCUCUAUGCCUGCAUGAAAAUGAACCAAAUUAUAGAAAAGUUGAUGGAGCCAUGGUUAUCUCAGCAAAUGAAACUGAUACAAAAUGUGUUGUUACAUUUCAAACAGAUACAAUACUGCAGAUGUUUAUGCUUCGUUUUGAGCACCUUGCUCUUGAUUGUAAUGAUCAUUUGUUCAUCUAUGAUGGAGCUCAUGCAUAUGGAAAUCAUAAGGCUGAUCUUUCCUGCCGGAGUACGCUUACAGAUGUUGGGACCAUUCUUACCAAUGGCAAUUAUGUCACGCUCAAAUACAUUACAGAUAAUAAGAAUCUUGCUCGAAAUGGUUUUAAAUUAAUUAUAACUUCAGUCAAGAGACCAAAUACAGGCUGUCAGAGUUUCCGUUGUCUGAAUCAGUGGUGUAUCUCCCAAAAUUUAACCUGUGAUGGAGUAAAUCAUUGUGGAGAUAAUAGUGAUGAAACUAGUCAGGCACUUUGUGGUGAUGAAAGUGCCACUAAACAAAUCUUAGGAUUGAAUUUUGGAACAUUUGUGUCUCUUGUGCUUGGAAUUUUCCUGAUCUGCUGUGUGUGCGUAGUUGGAGUGAUUAUAUGGGUUUUCCGAAAGGAAGCUGCACAAAGACAACUUGAAACUGAAGCGCAACUUGGUACUCCACAUUCUAUGGUUGUAGGCCAGCAGUUCCCUACUUGAAAUUCACAUGGUUACUCCAUAAAUUUGCCGUCCAUGAGGCAUAUUCUAACAAGACAGAUGUUCAUAUGUCAUCACCUUUAAAGGCUUGAAGCCCAAGUAUUGCUUCGAUUUUCAAGACAGUAAGUACACGGUGAGCAUACCAUAAUUAGGAAAAUAUAUCCAAAAACAGCCACCAUAUGCUCAUUUUAUUUCAUACAUUUUGUUAUGUGAAGUGAAAAGAUUUAAAAAGUCUGAAUAUUAUUACCAACAUGAUGUGGUAUACCAUGAAUAAAAAACAAAUGACUACAGUGUUUAACAAUCAUUUGUCAGCUGAUAGUGUUGCUGAAAAUUGACAGAAUGGUCAAAGGAAAGGGCAAGAUAUUCAUUCCUAACUCGCAUGUUUAUUAUGUUGAAGUCUCUGAAAAACUUCAUGUUCAGUAUUUUUCUAUAAAGUAUGUUAUUUUUUCCUAUAAAGGUAUACACAUUUAAAAUUAUCUUUGAACUUAUUCUGUAAAGUAUUUUAAAAAUAAUGCAAAAUGUAUUGAAUCAGCUAGGAUAGUUAUUAAAAAAGGAAUAUAUCCUAUAAGAAUUCUAUUGUUUAAUUUAAAAUUAAAUCCUCCCUGGAUUUAUGAGAUUCUAGAGCAUCAAAAACUAUAUCACUUAAAAAUGCUUGAAUGGAAGUUUUCCUUCCCAUAUACCCAAGGAUAGUUCAGAAUAAUUUCUUUAAGCAGUUAGAUAUCUCGAUUGUGUUUUAUUUUGCAUUCUUGAAAUUUGAGAAUUUCUGAAUUAAUAGUAAUUACUUUCUUGAGCUUUACUUCCCCUUUUUUUAAUUCUCAAUUUAAAUAAUACUUUUUAAAAAAGAAAAAGGAAUAGACUGUAAAAACACAUACAAAAUGAAAACAAAAUGUUGCCUUGUUUCAUAUAUUUUUCUGUCUCUAAACUCUAUUGAAAUAUAGAAUGUAUUAGUAUUUGUUCUAAAAUUAUAAACUGUUUUUACCUAAUAGCUUUUAGCACCCAAAAAUAGUAUAUUGAUUUAUCUGCUGAACAAGGUCCUCUGUUUGCACAUAGAAACUUCUAUGACUAGUUUUAUGUAAAAACGGUGAUUUUUUUUUUUUUUUUUUUUUUUUUUUUUUUGGCAAGUAUUGUGGCCACACAUAAUGUAUUUUCACUGUAGAAUUUUCCCUUAACUAUUCUGCCCAUCUAGUAUUAUCUGUAUUUAAAAAAAAAAAAAAAAAAAAAAAAAAAAUGUGUAGUAAAUCAUGAAAGCUAUAACAUUGCAAUCAAAUAUGUAUGGUUACAUUAUAACAUUUAGAGUACCAACCCAAAUAUUAGUAAAAAUAGAAGAGUCCUGGAUAAAUUUUGUACUAUUUAAAUGACUUCUAAUUAGAAGUAAUGCACACAAUGCAAAAGUUUAAACAAAAUUAUUUGUUAAUAUUUGAUAGUUACACGAGCUGAAAUUUGAACAGAAACAUAAUUCUUCUAUCUUUCUGGCAAGCAAACAGCUUUUGACACCUUUUGAAGUGAAAUUAAAUAUAAAAUACAAAAUUAGCUAAGUCUAAUCUAAACCAAAUUAGAAGAGAAAACAUGCAAAUGUAAAAUUUUUAAAUAAGGCUAAAAAAUUAAUCUUAGUUUGACAUUAAUUAAAAUUCUAUGAAUUCAGGGAAUGAUCAGAUGUGGUCCUCUAUUUUCAGUUAAGCUAAUCAUAAUUGGACUCUCAAUUACAAUUUUGACUUUUUGGAUCUAUGAAAAAGAUCCUGUAAAGCUUCUUCAGUUCAUGAAUUAGGUUUCUUUGAAACCUUGGCAGUUACAAAAAUUCACCUUGCUUAGUUAAUGAAAUUAAUUUCAAUCCAGUUCCUUCUAACACUUUCAGAAUUCUAGCAUCGUAAGUUUUGUGCAUUUUUUUAUUAUUUGCCUCAACAGAUCGUACUACAUUCAUUUUUGCUUUUGUUAUAAACUGAUUGAAUUCUUCCCAUUUUUUACUUCCGAAGAUGCGUCUGAUCACAUUCAAAAUCUAUGCCAAACUAUGCUUGCUUUUUUUUUACAUAAGUUGAAACUUAAUAUAAACCUGUUCUUCCCCUUACUAAUUGCAUGUAUAGAAAUCAGAGCAAGCAAACCUUUACUAGUAAGCUAAUAUUCUACAGUAGAAAAUCAAAAGCUGGAUAAUGACCUAUGUGUGUUGACAAAUGUUGUCUGAUAAAUUUUGAAACUAGAAGAUUUUUAACUGAUUUGCACUAUGGUAGAUGCUGAAGUUACUGAAAAGCAGAAAUAAUAAAAUAACUAGUUAUUUUAAAUAAAUUCCUUACUAUUAAUUAUUCUUAUUAAAAUCUUUUACAAAACUUUAGUUUUCAGUUUGGGAGAUUUCCAGAUUUGGAAAAAUUAAGAUUUAUUACAUGAAUGGGAAUACAUAUGCGUGUGUUAUUUCAAUUUCUUUACAAUGAGUUGCUCAAGAAAUUUUUCUUGAGAAGUAGGAAAUCUGAAAUUUAAAGAACAAAAAAUAUUAAAAAAUUGGAAAUUGAAAUUUGUCUGAAGUCUAAUCACUAUUAAUUAAUUGUUUUUAAUUGCUUAAGGAUAGCUUUGAACUUCUUUUCAUAUUUUUAUCUAUUUUCAAAUAGAAAAGGUAAGAGCUGUUGGGAUAUUUCACCAGAAUGAAGUUAAUGUAUAUGAAUUUUAAUAAUGGCAUGCUUAAAAAUAAGUAUGAUGUUAAAUAAAUAUUUGCUAAAGUUCAGGCUACUUUUUAUAAGUGUGGAAACUCCAUGCAUUAGAUAAUAAUCUGCUUUCUGCAUUGGGAGUUACAUAUUGCUUUCUUUAAUAUAAUUAUUUUAUGUGUAUGUUUAAGAAUUUCUUCAUUUUAAUAACAUGAAAGGCAUGAUUCAAGGGCAGCUUAUACAGCUUAAAGAGAACUUGUACUGAAUGCAUGUGUAGUUUGUGUCUUGACUAUUGAUUUUUUGCAGGGGUUGGCAGACCUCAUUCUAAAAUGCUGAAAAAUCAGUUUAAAGAGUUUUAAAUUUUAUAUUAGUUUAUGAAUACCAAAGCAAAGUGUCUGCUUGUAGUUCCUACAAUGUUGAGGACAUAUUUUCAAUACUUUCAAAAAUGUUCAUUUUAUUAAUGUAAAGAGCUUAAAUUUUGCUUGUAAAUUAUUAUAAUAAUCCUUUUACAGAAUAAACAUUAUUUAAAAUACUUUUCUUGAAAUUAGGAAAUAAAUUGUAUUUUAGGUAUCAAUUCUACAUUAAUUUUUUAUGCCCUUUUAAAAUCUUUAUCUAAAUUUGCAAACACAUAUUCAGUUUUACAGUCUUACAUAUUAAUAAGAUAAUAAAUCAUUAUGUUUUAGAAAAUUUAGUAUCUAUUAUUUAUUACUAUUCACUUCAUCAUUUUCUGUGAAUAAUAUGUGAACUAUUAUAAUCAAACCACGUGAAAGCAAACUGUUGAUACUGAAGUUAUUGGUUCUUUACUAGAUUACACAACUAAAAAUUGCUUUUAAAAAUAUAUUUUUGAAAAGUAGAAUAUGUGGUACUUGACCAGGUUGUAUGUUUUAAAUAUAUAUAUAUAUAUAUGCAAUAAAUAUUGGAAGUAAUAAAAAUUAGUUUGUAAAAACUUGUUGCUUAACUUUGGUGAAUUAGUUGAAGCAAUUGGUCAACCCUGAGAAUGCCACACUAUUUAUUAUCCAUGAUAAUUAAUGUACAGUUAGCUACAGGACAGAUAAUUCAGAAAUAUCCUUGUAGGUUAUAGAAAGUAAAUUUUUAGAAGUUAAAUGAAUGAAUGAUAUUCAGUGUAUUAUUUAAAUGAAUAUUAAUUAAAAUGUGAUAAAAUUUUCAUAGAUUUUUUUAGAAGAAUUCUGCUUAUUCUUCUAAAAAAUUACUAUAAUAUAAUCUUCUAUAAAAUUUGUAUUGUGACCUGCAGUGAUAUUCUUUCAGACAGUUUGUAAGUGACAUUCAUCUUAAAUUCAUUAUUUGACUUCUCAGUUUAUUUCAAAUUUUGAAUUUUAAUUCUAGCUUUUCAACAAGCUCCCAUGCAUUAUGUUUACUUUUGCACCUUAGUUCUUAUCGCCAUGUCACUGAGCUUUGUUGAGUAGCUGCAUUUACAGUAUUUAUUUAGUAAGGUUCUACUGCAUGCAUUGGUCUUUUUCUGUCUGGAGUUGGUCUUCCAUAUUUCAUUUAAAUUUUGGAAAUUGUGAACAUCCACAAUAGUUUCAACAAGACCCAAAGAAAUUACUUUUUCAUUUAAUAUUUCAUCUUCAUUUAUGAAAUUGGAGAUCUUAUUGUUUGUUUUGAGAAGUACGGAUGAUCCGUAGCAUGGCAAAUGGUUAAUCCAGAGUACAGUGCAAGGCAUAAAAAUUCCAUUUAAAUUGACCAAAAGUUUUAUUAAUUUUAAUUAAAAACAUAUGCACUUGGACCAAUUAAACUUAUUUUAAAUUGAAAGUUGUUUUCUCAUUGUGAUUCAAUGCAAUUUAUAUGAAACAUACUCUGUUAAGCAGCAUUGGAAUUCCGUAUUUGUGAUUAUUUGUCUGAUGUUUAUGCAAAAACAAUUCUAGUAAAAGCCAUUAAGAAAUUUAACUUCAGAUCCAGUGGGCUUUCUAGUUUGAUAUAUUGUUAAUAAUAUAAUGUUCAUUUUAAUGCAGAUUUAGUUGUGACUUGAAAAGUACUUAAAGUGCUGUGUAAAUUUUGAAAAUACAUAUAUUUUAUUUGUGUUAUCUUUUUAUGUGUUUGGCUUUUAAACAAUAAUUUUACCGUGCUCAUUUACUUGAAGUAUCCAACAUCUCUCUCUCUCUCUCUCUUUUUUUUUUUUUUUUUUUUUUUUUUUUUUUUUUUUUUUUUAUGGAAUCUGAAGGAGUGUUUUAUAAAAGCUAAGUGAUUUGAUUUGAAGUUAACAGAAAAUAAAGUAACUGAAUUGCCUUUAUAAAUAAAGUGUUCUUGCAUGAAGUCUGAUUUUUCUGCCAGACUUUUAAUUGGAUAUUAAACAUUUGUACAAUGACGCUGUGUAUUUGGCUUUUGAAUUUAUUUUGUAUAACUAUAUCCAGAACUCCAAAUUUACUUUUGUAUCAAGGUUUCUUCUUUCCCCCCCUUUUUUUUAUAACUAUAUUGAAGCAGAUAUAUUUGUAAAAUAUAGCAAAGCUUCUUAUAUGUAAUUACAAAUUGUUGAUUAUAAAUAUUUAUAUUUUAAAACAUUGUUUUUAAAUUUCAAAUUGAGAUUUAACAGCCAUAAGAUAUUACAUAAGAUAUUUAUAAGUUUUUAAUGGAUAACAAUGCUGAUGCUGCUAUUUAUGAAACUGUACUUAAUUAUAAAAUUUAUUUAGAAUAUCAUUUAAACUAAAUUGAAGAUUGCAUUUAAAAAAGGAAUUGGCUUAUAUUAAGUACAUUUUCUGUGGCAGUGGUUGUGGAUAUGUUCAAGAUAUUUGAUACUCCACAACAGACCCUGAUUAUAUAAUUUAUUACAAACAGCUGAAAAUGUGGUUGCCAACCUGUUAUUGCAUUUUUCAUUAAGAAACGAAAACCAAGAUCUCAAUUUUGAGAUUUGUCUUUCAUCACUGAAUGUGUAAACUAAGUCUUCCUUUAGAGAGCACGAUUAAAUGAGUAGUGAUUCGUGCCAAAUGUAUUUAAACAUUCAAAGAAAGGUAAAAACAAAAUUCUGUUCUGAAUAAAAAUUGCUUAUAAGAUGUUUGAUGUACCUGAUGGUCUCUCAGGGUGAUAAUCUAGUUGGUUACGAAUUGAUCAAUUGAAGGCUUGUUUUAUAUACUUACAGUUGUAUGUACUAUUAUAAUGGAGAAAUACUAAUUUAUGCUGUUUGUGUUGUCAUUUUUUAUUUUAUUGUUUUAUAUUUGGAGUCUAUACAAUAAAGUUCAAUCUAAAAUGUA